Molecule: messenger RNA, 2901 nt
Organism: Psilocybe cubensis
Lineage: Eukaryota; Fungi; Basidiomycota; Agaricomycetes; Agaricales; Agrocybaceae
Exons: 7
Coding region: 1-2901 (966 amino acids)
Biological process (GO): protein phosphorylation
Molecular function (GO): protein kinase activity; ATP binding
Source: RefSeq, a predicted model, not a curated record
AUGUCUACCUCUGAGGGUACCUCUACCAGCACGUUGUCUGCAACAGGUUUAAAUCACGACGGUGCCAUUGCUGCCGCACCUUCAACAAUUACAUAUACUAGCACCACCCCUGAUGCAGGCUUUGUGGUAGAACACGCCAUCAACAACGGCUCAAAUGACUCUACAAGCGCUAAAGGAGUCACAGCAUCCAAGAUUUACGCAGAUGCUGCUUUGGAAACAAAAGUGGAUGCCGACUCCAAUGAGCCGAGACCCCCGAAAGCGCCCCAAACCAAUUGCACGGAUAAUACAACCGAAAAUCUUUCCACCCUUCGGUCACAAAUCGCAUUAGAAAUGAAUGACGAGUUCAUCGAGUGCAGCGUCGAUGUUUUCUUCAAGCAUUACCUUCCAUUUGAGCCUUCAGAAGCAGCUGUUGAAGAAUGUGUCCUGAGACUUCUCUGCAAGGAUUAUGCUCCUAAUGGGGACGCUGGUGAGGGUUUCCGUCCCAAACAGGCUCCUAUAACGCCUAGACGAUGCGCACGGAUUAACCCACUUCAUAAACUUGACGACAACACAGGCCACCCCGUAUUGUCGGAAGUUGUGCCGACGGUUGGGUACCCGGAUACUCCUGGUCUUCGAUUCACCGACUACAUGAAACGGCCUGGUAGCCACGGCUCUGUGGAAAAGACAGUAUUUGCUCCCUUGAAGACUAUUGCUGAUGCCAUUGGGAGCUAUAGCGAGACAUGUGACGGCAGGGCUCGCAACAAUUUCCAGUAUCUCCAUUGUCCGCAGGCAGUCAUUUCAUCGGAUAUAGGGAACUCUAAAAGCAGGAUAGAUGCCUGCUUUUCCAAUGGAGGAAGUGAUUUCCACACCAAGUAUAUUGCUGUACCUAUUGAGCAGAACGUCUCCGCCGCCGACAGGGAUUCAAACAACCGUCGGGUAGUAUCAGCAAAUGUUCAAAUCAUGAACGAUGACGUGCGGCGAAUGUUCACCUAUGGGAUGACGUUUGAAGGCGAUAAGGCGACGCUGUGGUAUCACUGUCGCUCUCAUUCUGCUGUUUCGAGACAAUUUAACUUUGUCGAGAAUCCCAGAUUACUUGUCAAGGUGUUCCUAUCAUUUCUAUUUGCAACAGACGAAGAACUCGGCUACAAUCCCGACGUCACUCUGGUCGAAGGCAAAAAGCGUCAGUACACUUUCAAAAUCCCCAGUUCUGAUGGGAAAUCGGCCAAGUUCUACCGCACUGUCAAGGUACUUUCUGAAUACCCCUCGAACAACAUCUCUGGUCGCAUGGCGCGUGUAUGGUUGGUCGAUCGGGUUGAUUCUGAAGGCAAUAAAAUUGGCCCGCCUUGCGUCUUGAAAGACGUCUGGCUCUCCGUAAAUACUCUCACUGAAAAGGAGAUCCAGACGGCCAUCUUUGCAGAUAUCGAAAAAUACUGUCACCCCGAUAAGCCAGAUUACAACCUGGCAUCGGAUCCUCCUGAAGAUUCUCCUCAGGAUGCUCUCAAUGCUAUCAAGAUGCGAAAUGCCGAGCUCGUUAAAUCUGGCGAAUACAAACAGUAUUUCCUCGAAAUUGAAAGUGAUCAUGCUGGCAAGCCAUCCAAAGCUGUUUUGGAGGGAUGUGCUCCCGUCACACGCUUGUUUCAGAACGCCCAUGCAAAUAGGAUCGCAUCUUUGAACGAAAAUUCUAUUCCAUCGGUGGGAUCGACACCUUUUAUAAAGAGUGGACAGCAAUGCAAGCGAACAUUUACCCCCCGUAAACAAUAUCGCGUCAUCUUCAAAGAAGUCUGCGAACCCGUGGGUAAUCUCCCGACUUUGGGGGAGGUGCUUGAUGUGAUCCAACAAACUCUUAUUCCUCUUUCGCUCCUGUACUGUGCUGGCUGGGUACACAGAGAUAUAAGCUCGGGGAACAUUCUUGCCCAUGAAGUAGGCUCCGUCUUGCGGGCUAAACUGUCAGACUUUGAAUAUGCCAAGAAGUUUCCGCUACCUAAAGAUCAUGAAGGUAGCGUUGAUCCCAAAACGGGUACUCCUUUCUUUAUGCCUGUCGAGAUAAUGCAAAACACCUAUCUUUAUCCUAAGACAAAAACCUACAGCAAAGCAGUAUCGCGCGUGUGGGGCUUGAAGGAGGUAAUGCUCAGACAUCUCACCCAGCGGAAACAGACUAAGAACCGCAAGCGGACCGCUGUCUCGGUAGUCUAUAACUUCCAACAUGAUUUAGAGUCGCUUUGGUGGGUCUUAGUGUGGUCUCUAACUGCACGUGUCGACCACCAACCUUCCAGGACGUGGGCCAAACAAAUUUUUCAACAUAACGACGUACCUACUUCUGCGAGGCUAAAUUUUCUGCGGCCCUAUUGUGAGGAUCCUGACGAAAACGCGCAAGAUCUGCAACGUAUCAUGCUCCCUUCAAUCUCAGUUCUAAGGUACAUUGUGGACGCGCUCAGAGAAGCUAUGAAUAUCGCUUAUUCAGAACGUGAAAGGGGUUAUAUGCUCAGAGACCCUUUGUCCUAUGCUAUCAUUGUAAACCUCUUUCAUUCCGCUUUCCAACCACUCCAGAAUUUUCUCGAUUCCUUCAAAGGCACUCCUCUUCUACCGAGCGUCCCCGGUGAUGGCCCUAACUCUGUCGAACCCAUGGACGCCCCUACCGCCCCAGGGUCUCCAGCCGUGUCUGUUGCUCCUUCUCUUAUCCCAGGUCGAAAGAGACCCUAUCCAAAUAUUGGUCAGACAGCACCCUCAGAAUCUUUUCGACCAGGCCCGACUAACGAAGAUAUCGAAGCUACUCUUGACCGGCAAAGAUGUAAGCGCGUGAAAACGCAAGAUGAUCCUAUCUCAGGCGGUGGCUCAGAUGCCGGAGACAAUCCAACACCAGGAACUUUGACGACAGGGCGUCAAUUCAAGUCGGGCACUAGGUCGAAAACCGGGGGGUCGUAG